Trichomycterus rosablanca is the source of this 4395-nucleotide messenger RNA. It is a transcript of the gene mapk8ip2, whose product is annotated as mitogen-activated protein kinase 8 interacting protein 2. The transcript is spliced from 13 exons. Gene Ontology annotation, biological process: regulation of JNK cascade; JNK cascade. Bases 144 to 3860 code for a protein of 1238 amino acids. Lineage: Eukaryota; Metazoa; Chordata; Actinopteri; Siluriformes; Trichomycteridae. Gene Ontology annotation, cellular component: cytoplasm. Gene Ontology annotation, molecular function: MAP kinase scaffold activity; JUN kinase binding. The record is from RefSeq and is a predicted model, not a curated record.
UUGUGAAUCAUCCAAGUCGGGCCUGUUAGCGCAUCCGCAGUGAGGACAGAGACAGAGACGCGUAUUAACGCGCGUUAGGACGCAGACGCUCGGUGUGUACUUGCCUUCGUGCCCGCCGUCGGUGGAUGGGACGCGCUUGGUAGAUGAAGAUGGCGGACAGAGCCGAGAUGUUUUCCCUCUCCACCUUUCACUCUCUCUCUCCUCCGGGAUGCAGGGCAGCUCAUGACAUUAGUCUGGAGGAGUUUGAUGAUGAAGAUCUGUCUGAGAUCACUGAUGACUGUGGGAUCGGCCUCAACUACGACUCUGACCCCUAUGAAAAGGACUCCCUCAUCCUGGAGAAGAGUGACAUCCACCACCCAGUGUCAACGUUUCAGGACGACUUCCAGGAGUUUGAGAUGAUCGAUGACGAAGACGAGGAGGAAGACGAGGAAGGAGAAGCAGAUCCCGACUCUCCACCCUCUCCCUCUGUGUCUCCUCCUGACUCUCCUAGUUUAGGCUCCCUGAAGAGCCGCCCCACGACUCUGAACCUGACCACUGCAGUAUCACAGGACUCCCUGAACAACAACAGCAGUGUUUCUCCACGAAAAUCAAGCUGGCAGGACUCUCUACGUAACUCCACAUCACAGGGCCGUUUGUCUCCAAACCACACUUGCCUCGAGGACGGUACCCACGUUACUGGCACAUGUCCAGGGGCUCCUGGCACCAACGUCUCCACCAAAGGUACUCCCCCAAACUCAACUGGGCACUGUGGUCACACUCAGUCGCCUGGCAGGCCGCUGCUGUACGACUUUGAGGGCAACAGACGCGAACGACUCGAAUACGGUUCCUUCGGUCAACACAACUCCUUGGAUGGUCCUGAGGUCACUAAGGCAGAAAAGAGUGUUAAUGGAACUCUUGAGGAACGCGUCCUCUCAGGCGAUGACUGCAUUUCCCAGUGCUCUGACACUGAAGUCGACCAUGACCUUAACGGCCAUCCCAAAAGCCACCUGUUCCACCCUCGACCUACUGACACAUACACAAUUACUACAGAGACCGCUGAUGACCCUGAGAUGGAGAAUGACCUUACAAUGGAUGGCACGAGCAAGUGCCUGUCAUCUACGGCCCCACUUGGUAAUGAUGCAGAGACACCGCUGUCAGAUGAAGAACUGGAUAAAGACUUUGAGAUUGACUUCAUAACCAAGGAGACCUAUGAUCUGACCUGUAAAGAAACGGAAGGUUUAGCCUACAUAGAGUUUCCAAGCAUUGAGCCUAGUGAGACAUCAUCUGAGCAAUCCAAAUAUGGGAUUCAGGGAUUGCCUGGGAAUCGGCCUGCUGCCGCUGCGUCAAAUGACACGUCAUCUCCCUCUUCUGACCCUGGCAUUGCCGACAUGAAUGCCAAGCGCUAUUCAGAGUCUGACCGCCAUAGCGAUGACCUUAGCUCCCCUGGAUCUGAUUCUGAUAUAGAGGGGGAGCUGGAGGCUGAGUUUGCCUGUGGUCCACUAGUCAGUAACAUGAUCUCAUCCAUCUCCGAGACAGAACUGGAUCUGACCAGCGAAUCCAGCAGUGGAAGGUCCUCACACCUUACUAACUCAAUUGAGGAAGCCAGUUCUCCAACUUCAGACCCUGAGCUCGAUCAAGAGCUGGAUGCUGAGCAGGACAGUGGGAUUGUGGGUCUGAAGACGUCUCUUCUUCUAGGCCAGCCUGAACCAAUCAAAGAGGACCAUACACCAUAUUUUAUGGAGAGCCCAGAAAUUCAACCUUUUGAUGAUGAUCAGGCAUUCAUGGGUCUGCAGAACGUGGAUGAUGAGCAGGGCUUCGAGCACCAAGCUGAUCCAGAUGAGACCCUGCCACCAGCUGUGCCCUGUGAUGAUAUGGCAACUCAACACCUGCUUUUGAAGAUUGAACCGGACCACAGUCUGGAGAGCGUGAAAAGAUCUUUCUACCUUCCGGUUGAACCUAGGAGCAUGCCCUCGAUGGAUGACUAUGACGGAACCACGGAGGGAGACUCGGAGUCGGAGUCCGAAGACGAGCUGAGUGAGAACUCGGAUUCACCGUGGCUACUCAGCAACUUGGUUAACAAGAUGAUAUCAGAGGGAUCCUUCCCGAUCAGCUGCCCGGAGGACUGCCUCAGGCGCUCUGCCUCCAUCUCCGACACUAUUUCACCCUCGUCUGACCUGGACCCGGAAACCUUCAACGAAAGUGAAGGGUACAAGAUAGGGAAAGGACAAGACGACUGCCAGAAACAGCAACCUAGUGUCUCAGGUGAGAGGAUGGGCGGUGAAACUGAUGACAGAAAAGCCAGCUGUGAAUCAGAAGAAGAGCAAGACGCUACGGCUUUCGGAUCUUGUCUAUAUGUCGGUGAUUUCAAAAAUGACACUGGUACUCCUGCCUGCUUGGAAAAACGCCACACCAAGAACACAGGUCAGAACUACACGUCAUAUAUGUCACUCAAAAAUCAACAGAACGAGGAUGAAGAGGAACCAAAUAAUGACUUGAUGAUGGACAAGAUGAAGGACCUGGAUUCACCCAGCCUAAGUGAGAGCAUCAUCAGUGACAAGGAUGAGGGGCGAGAGAUUAGGGUGGACCCACUCUCUCUGGAAAAAAUGACACAAGUGAAAAACAGUCUGACCCUUGACCUGCCCACAGCACAGACCAAUCGCUGCUUCAGCCUCACCUACUCCACAGACAACGAUGAAGAUGAGCAGGACCCCUCACCUUUCCUCGAGGCUGUUCACAAACCACCCUCACCUUACAGUAAUGACACUUACCUUGACAGUUCGCCCCCUAUCGAUGAGAGUGUGCAGGAGCUGGGAAGCACCUUCGACUCGGUGGGUGGCCGAACCGUGGACGACUCUCUGGCCUAUGACUCGAUGAAGUACACUCUAGUUGUGGAUGAGAAUACUACACUAGAGCUGGUGAGUCUGAAGCGCUGCACCUCUGUGCUGAGUGAGGACAGCGACGGACUGUCCACUGUGUGUGAUGAAGACGCAGCUGAUGAGGAGGAGGUUCUGUACGGCAGUAACGAGACGGUCGGAUGCAUGCGGUCUGAUCUGUUGUUAAGCUCCUCCUCUGAGGAAGACUCCUCACCCGAGGCGGACCUACCAUUCUCCAAAAAAUUUCUCAAUGUGUUCGUCAACGGCACGUCUCGAUCCUCCAGUACAGAGUCAUUUGGCUUGUUUUCCUGCACUAUAAAUGGAGAGGAGAGAGACCAGACUCACAGAGCAGUCUUUAGGUUUAUACCGCGCCAUACAGAUGAACUAGAGCUGGAUGUCGAUGACCCACUCUUUGUUGAGGAAGAAGAGGAUGACUACUGGUACCGAGGCUACAACAUGCGCACGGGUGCUAGGGGGAUCUUCCCUGCCUACUAUGCUCACGAGGUCAUCGGGCAAACCAAAGACCUAAUGGCAAUGAAGAGAAACCCAGCAUGGAUGGAGAGUUUCGCUGUGCAGUUCUUGGGCUCGGUGGAAGUGCCUUACCACCAGGGCAACGGCAUCCUAUGUGCAGCCAUGCAGAAGAUUGCCACGACGAGGAAGAGGACGGUGCAUCUGCGUCCUCCAUCUCUGUGUGAACUGGAAAUCAGUCUACAGGGAGUCAAGCUGGUCAUGAGUCUGGACGAUGAGUAUGACCUCUCAGAGGAGUUUGACAGAUGUAGUCACUUCUUCCAGAUGAAGAACAUCUCCUUCUGUGGAUGCCACCCCAAAAACAACUGUUACUUUGGCUUCAUUACCAAGCACCCAGUGCUGAAUAGGUUCGCCUGUCAUGUCUUUGUCUCUCAGGAGUCCAUGAGGCCUGUGGCUGAGUGUGUGGGACGAGCGUUUCAGGAGUACUACCAGGAGCAUUUGGAGUACGUCUGUCCCACCGAAGAUAUCUACCUGGAGUAAAGUCAAAGCGAGGUUACCACGUCAACCAAAACACCAGCCAGCGCUGCAGUUCAAGGUUUGGCCACACAGCGGCUGGUGGCCUUUACCGGAUUUAACGUAGGCCUCGGGUCUGUCCGUCUCUAACUCUUGUCUGAACACGAACUGAGCUGAACACGUAGGUUCGAUCUUAGCGGUGCAUCUGUUUCUUUUACGAUUUAUUUAUUUACUAUUUUAUUUACUCUCAUCCUUGAACUGGAUUGCCUGAUAAACUUUUGUAUAACGGUAGCUGCGGUCAUGGCUUGGUUUGGACACUUACAAAGCAUUUGAAUUAUUUUCUCCAGGUUCAGAAUUAACACAGUAAGACUUCAGACAUUUAAUGCAUGGCUUUGAUUCAGGGUUAUGCACACAGGCACAUAUAUAAACAGGGAAAAAAAUCCAACCUAUUACACAGUUGAAAUCCAUGUAAAGGCGCAGUCUUGUCUGUAAAUAUGUAUUCGUUUAAUUAUUCUGAAUGAGCUUUGUACUGAAUUGUACUGAAUCUGGGUAUGUGUUGCUA